This is a messenger RNA of Hypanus sabinus (Atlantic stingray), 7444 nucleotides long. Its product is annotated as cyclin-dependent kinase-like 1. The transcript is spliced from 9 exons. The record is from RefSeq and is a predicted model, not a curated record. Gene Ontology annotation, cellular component: nucleus. NCBI's taxonomy places the organism in Eukaryota, Metazoa, Chordata, Chondrichthyes, Myliobatiformes, Dasyatidae. Bases 974 to 2014 code for a protein of 346 amino acids. Gene Ontology annotation, biological process: protein phosphorylation. Gene Ontology annotation, molecular function: ATP binding; cyclin-dependent protein serine/threonine kinase activity.
CCAGGGAGGGUUGAGUGACAGGUGCGGGAUUGGGGGACGCUGGUGAGUGGCGGCGCCGAGCGGGAGAAGACGGCCGCCCCCGGUCUGUUCGCCUGGGAGACGGGAGAGUAGGGCGGUGAAAUGAGCACUUAAUGCACGAGUGACAGAGGAAAAUAGCAGAGGGCUUACAAGAGAGGGAAGCAGAGAAAAACGGGGAGAGGGAGUGAGGAAAACGGGAGAGGGAGAGAGGAAAACGGGAGAGAGGGAGAGAGGAAAACGAGAGAGAGGGAGUGAGGAAAACGGGGAGAGGGAGAGAGGAAAACGGGAGAGAGGGAGUGAGGAAAACGGGAGAGAGGGAGUGAGGAAAACGGGAGAGAGGGACUGAGGAAAACGGGGAGAGGGAGAGAGGAAAACGGGAGAGAGGGACUGAGGAAAACGGGGAGAGGGAGAGAGGAAAACGGGAGAGAGGGACUGAGGAAAACGGGGAGAGGGAGAGAGGAAAACGGGAGAGAGGGAGUGAGGAAAACGGGAGAGAGGGACUGAGGAAAACGGAGAGAGGGAGAGGAAAACGGGAGAGAGGGAGAGAGGAAAAUGAGAGAGAGGGAGUGAGGAAAACGGGGAGAGGGAGAGAGGAAAACUGGAGAGAGGGAGAGGAAACAAGGAUAGGGAAGCAAAUAGAAAAACAAGGGAAAGAGGAAAACGGAGAGAGAGAAAGGAAAACGGGAGGGACAGGAGGGAGAGGGGUGAAAGGGGACCAGAGGGAAAAUAUAAGUGGAAAUAAAAGAUAAAAAGAACUAAAGCACGACAGAAGGGACGAGAGAGAAAUUAGAGAGACCAUUAACGAGAGAAGCAUAUCAGAGAGAGAGAGAGAAGUAUCUCCAAGCAAACAGGGUGAAGGAAGAUUAAAACAGACCAAGCAAUCGGAGUUGGUUAGAACGGGAAACGGGCAUUUUCGGACGCCUAGGGGGUUGAAGAGCAGAACGGUGCCGGGGAGAUGGAGAAGUAUGAAAAGUUAGGGAAGAUUGGGGAGGGCUCCUACGGUGUGGUGUUCAGAUGCAGAAACAAAGACACGGGCCAGAUUGUAGCAAUCAAGAAAUUCGUGGAAUCAGAGGACGAUCCUCUUAUAAAGAAGAUUGCCCUGAGGGAGAUCCGUAUGUUGAAGCAACUCAAGCAUGUGAACCUGGUCAACCUGUUGGAGGUAUUCCGGAGGAAGCGGAAGUUGCAUCUGGUCUUUGAAUACUGUGACCACACGGUUCUGAACGAACUGGACAAGUACCCCAGAGGGGUUGCAGAGGAUCAGGUGAAGAGCAUCAUUCGGCAAACCUUGCAGGCCGUCAGCUUCUGCCACAAACACAACUGCAUCCACAGGGACGUGAAACCCGAGAACAUCCUCAUCACCAAGCAGGGCGUCAUCAAACUCUGCGACUUCGGCUUUGCGCGGAUCCUGACUGGGCCGGGAGACGACUAUACGGACUAUGUGGCAACGCGGUGGUACCGCGCCCCUGAGCUGCUGGUCGGCGACACGCAGUACGGCCCUCCGGUGGAUGUCUGGGCUAUAGGCUGCGUCUUCGCCGAGCUCAUCUCGGGCAAUCCGCUGUGGCCAGGCCGUUCGGACGUGGAUCAGCUCUACCUCAUCAGGAAGACACUAGGAGAUCUCAUCCCUCGGCACCAGAAGGUUUUCAGCUCCAACCAGUUUUUCAGCGGGGUCCACAUUCCAGAGCCUGAUGUCUUGGAGCCUCUCGAAAUGAAGUUCCCACACAUCUCUGCUCAGGCCCUCCACUUCAUGAAGGGCUGCCUGAUGAUGAACCCAGCAGAGAGGCUGGCCUGCGAUCAACUCCUCCAGCACCCGCACUUCGACAGCUACCGGGAGGAGGUGGAGGGCAGCAGGGAGCUGGAGAGGUUCAGGAGGGUGCCACGCCGACGCCCUCAGGGGAUGCAGUACCUGCCCCAGCUAACGAGCAGCAACAUCUCGCCCGCUCCGGAGAGCAAGAAGUACCAGCGGCACAAGCACGACCACCACCUGCCCAAUAUCUGACUAUAUGGCAGCAAGAGCCAGUGGAGCCAGCCCAGCACCUACUUGUACAACCGCACCUUCCCCACCAAAUGGAAAUCCUGACCCAGGGCCCAGAGAGCUGGUCAUUCAGUUUGGCCACGUGGGUGGGGAGGGGGUGGCUGAGGUGGUGGGAUAAGGAACGCAGGAUGUUCUGAUUGGAACAACAUCUAACUUGCUCUGAGAUGGUCUUCCGUGCUGGGUAGGAACACUCAUCCACUUGCAGAUAGCAAUAAGUCAUAUCAUGGGACCAUAGUGGAUGUUCCAGCCCUUCUGACCCUUUGUCGGCCAAGAAACCGUGUAUAUGAAGUUACUGGGACUGUACAGGCAUGUCGCUCCCGUAUUUUCAGCGCCUUUUAAGUUUGGAAGUUCUUUUCUGUAGGCCAGUAGAUCAUGUGUGACCGUUCUAAUCAGAAGACAUGUAAUCUCCCGAAGACGAUGAAGGGAAAACUGCAGAAACAUAAGGCAUUGGGUGGCCAGAGUUUACAUAUCCCAGUGGCUGAAUGGGAAUAGUUAGAAACCGAUUCCUGGGCGAGGUUGGGAGAGGCACAGCUAACACUUUACGGUACCGGCAACCCAGGGUUCAAUUCCCGCCGCUGCCUGUAAGGAGUCUGUACGUUCUCCCUGUGUCCGUGUGGGUUUCUCCGAGUGCUCCGACAGUCCAAAGACCUACCAGUUUGUAGGUUAAUUGGACAUUGUAAAUAGUCCCGCGAUUAGGCUAGGAUUAAAUCGGGGGUUGCUGGGUGGCGUGUUUCAAAGGACUGUGCAGUAUCUCAAUCAAAUCAAUAAAUAAAUAAAUUUUCUGACUGCUUUGCUGGUGUAAGAUAAGUGUGGGGUGUGACCAUAAGACAUAGGAGCUGAAUUAGGCCUUUCAGCCCAUCGAGUCUGCUCUGCCAUUCCAUCAUGGCCGAUUUAUCACCUCCCCCCUCGACACCAUUCUCCUUCCUUCUCCUCACAACUUUUUGACGUCUGCUAGUUCCAUCCUAUCAGUGUUGAAUCCUGGUGUGUGGACCCCCAGCAGCCAACACCCAAAUGCCCAAUUCUCUCCCCCUUCUCCCCCCACUGUAAGAGCUGGUUUGAUGAGGUGUCAGGCUGAGAAAAAUGAUUCCAGCCUUCAUUUUAAAUGUGAAAUAAACUUGCUCAUUUUAGCCAAUGGCUGUAAGCCUUGGGGACAGAGAUCCCCACCAGAAUUCAGGGCGUUUUUUUUUUAACGUGCAGUACUUCUGCUUUUACUAAGUCACUGUUUGGGAAUCUGCGCAUCUCUGGGCAGGCAGAGGGUUGUUGACCUUCAGCUCUGUAGCUCGAUAGCAGCUUCAGAGGGGAAGUAACCUCACUACGUGGGUGGGCCACACUACUUCAGGGCAAGUGCCAUACUUCACUGGUGCAAAGAUUCCACCUGACGGUCCAAAGUCAACUCAAAUCAAGCCACUUUUUAUUGUCAUUUUGACCAUAACUGCUGGUACACUACACAGUAAAAAUGAGACAACAUUUUUCAGGACCAUGGUGCUACAUGAAACAGUACAAAAACUACACUGAACUAUGUAAAAACUACGCUAGACUACAGACGUACCCAGGACUGCAUAAAGUGCACAAAACAGUGCAGGCAUUACAAUAAAUAAUAAACAGGACAAUAGGGCAGUAAGGUGUCAGUCCAGGCUCUGGGUAUUGAAGAGUCUGAUAGCCUGGGGGGAAGAAACUGUUACAUAGUCUGGUCGUGAGAGCCCGAAUGCUUCGGAGCCUUUUCCCAGAUGGCAGGAGGGAGAAGAGUUUGUAUGAGGGGUGCGUGGGGUCCUUCAUAAUGCUGUUUGCUUUGCGGAUGCAGCGUGUAGUGUAAAUGUCCGUGAUGGUGGGAAGAGAGACCCUGAUUAUCUUCUCAGCUGACCCCACUAUCCACUGCAGGGUCUUGCGAUCCGAGAUGGUGCAAUUUCCGAACGAGGCACUGAUGCAACUGCUCAGGAUGUUCUCAAUACAACCCCUGUAGAAUGUGAUGAGGAUGGGGGGGGGGAGAUGGACUUCCCUCUGCCUUUGCAGAAGGUAGAGAUGCUGCUGGGCUUUCUUUGCUAUGGAGCUGGUGUUGAGGGAUCAGGUGAGAUUCUCUGCCAAGUGAACACUAAGAAAUUUGGUGCUCUUAACGAUCUCUACCAGAGAAGUCCAAGUCAGGAAGUCUAGGAUCCAGUUGCAGAGGGAGGUUCAGGCCCAGUAGGCUCAGCUCUCCAAUCAGUUUCUGAGGGAUGAUUGUGUUGAAUGCUGAACUGAAGUCUAUGAACAGCAUUCAAACAUACGUGUCUUUUUUGUCCAGGUGGGUUAGGGUAAGGUGGAGGGUGAUGGCAAUGGCGUCAUCUGUUGGGCAGUUGGGAUGGUAUGCAAACUGCAGGGGGUUCAGUGAGGGGGGGCAGCAGGGUCCUGAUGUGCCUCAUGAUGAGCCUCUUGAAACACUUCAUGAUGAUGGUUGUGAGUGCAACGGGACGGUAGGAGGAUUCUGGAGUGGGCUGAGGGGGGAAGAGAGCUAUACCUUGGCCUCUUGCAUUGAGAAAUCACCUGCCCACUCCUCCUGCCAACUUUAAUUCACAAGGGAAUCCUGCACACAGGAUCAGAUACAAACCAUCUGAGAAGAAUUGGGUGUCGUUUUUAACUGGAUGAAAUUGUGUCGUGUUCAACAUGUCUGUGCAUCAAUUGGGAAUAUCUGUUUGAUUGUAGCCAUGGUUUGAUCAAUAAGCACUCUGUUUAUUAAGGUGAAUUAUGAAGUUAGAACAAGCCUACAAGCAUUGACUUGGCUCCCUCCUGUCCGGUUUGUGGGGUGAAUAGACAAUAGACAGUAGGUGCAAGAGUAGGCCAUUCGGCCCUUCUAGCCAGCACCGCCAUUCACUGUGAUCAUGGCUGAUCAUACACAAUCAAUACACCUGUUCCUGCUCUCUCCCCAUAUCCCUUGACCCCGCUAUCUAUAAGAGUAUCUAACUCUCUCUUGAAUGCAUCCCGAGACUUGGCCUCCACUGCCUUCUGGGGCAGAGCAUUCCACAUAUCCACCACUCUCUGGGUGAAAAAGUUUUUCUGCAUCUCUGUUCUAAAUGGCCUACCCCCUUAUUCUUAAACUGUGGCCUCUAGUUCUGGACUCACCCAUCAGCGGAAACAUGCUUCCUGCCUCCAGCGUGUCCAAUCCCUUAAUAAUCUUAUAUGUCUCAAUCAGAUCCCCUCUCAUCCUUCUAAAUUCCAGUGUAUACAAGCUCCAAUCUUUCAACAUAUGACAGUCCCGCCAUUCUGGGAAUUAACCUUGUGAGCCUACGCUGUACUCCCUCAAUAGCAAGAAUGUCCUUCCUCAAAUUUGGAGACCAAAACUGCACACAAUACUCCAGGUGGGGUCUCACCAGGGCCCUGUACAGCUGCAGAAGGACCUCUUUACUCCUAUACUCAAUUCCCCUUGUUAUAAAGGCCAGCAUGCCAUUAGCUUUCUUCACUGUCUGAAUGUCUGGUUUUGCAAGAGAAUGGGUGAAGGCCAUGCAUCUCAUAUACAAAUCCACCACAAACACAAAGGGUAGAGUGAUUGUUGCUCGUAGGGACUUGUGCUUUCUUCAUCUCAGUGGUGACUGUACGUUAAAAAUACUCGGUUGUCUCUGAGAGAUCCCCAGGUUGUGAAAGAUGCCAGGAAAACAUAAAAUCUCUUCAUAAAAUGAAUCCUGAUGAAAAGUUUUUGGCCUGAGAGGUCGGCUGAUCAUCCCCCUCCAUAGAUGCUGCCUGACCCACAGAGAGUUCCUCCAGCAUUUUCUGCAUGUCACUCAGGAUUUCCAGCAGUACAGUGAAUGGUGGGGCGCUGAGGUGUGUGGUAGAACAAAGGGAUCCAGGAAUACAGGUCCAUAAUUUGAUGAAAGUAGCGUCACAGGUAGAUCGGGUCAAAAAGAAAGCUUUUAGUAGCUUGGACUUCAUAAAGCAAAGCAAUGAGUAGAGGAGUUCGGAGUUUAGGUUGAAGUUGUAUAAGAUGUUGGUGAGGGCUGGAUUGGAGUAUUGUGUGCAAUUUUUGGUCACCUACCUACAGGAAAUAGGUAAAUAAGGUUGAAAGAGUACAGAGAAAAUUUACAACAAUAUUGCUGGGUCUGGAGGACCUGAGUAAUAAGGAGAGAUUGAAUUGGUUAGGACUUUAUUCUUUGGAACAUAGAAAAUUGAGGGGACAUUUGAUAGAGGUAUACAAAAUUAUGAGGGGUAGAGAUAGGGUAAAUGCAAGCAGAUUUUAGCAAAUGGGUGGGACUGCGUUAAGGGUGAAAGAGUGAAAGGUGAAAAGUUUAAGGGGAACACGAGGGGAAACUUCUUCACUCAGAGGGUGGUGAGAGUGUGGAAUGAGCUGCCAGCACAAGUGGUGUAUGCGAGUUUGAUUUCAACGUUUAAGAGAAGUUUGGAUAUGGAGAGCUGUGGUCCCAUAACCAUGUACCAUGGAAGUAGGCAGUUUGUCAGAUAGAGUGGUCAGCAGCACUGGGGCUCCACAGGGGACUGUCCUGUCUCCCUUUCUCUUCACCAUCUACACCUCGGACUUCAACUACAACACAGAGUCUUGCCAUCUUCAGAAGUUUUCUGAUGACUCUGCCAUAGUUCGAUGCAUCAGCAAGGGAGAUGAGGCUGAGUACAGGGCGACGGUGGGAAACUUUGUCACAUAGUGCAAGCAGAAUCAUCUGCAGCUUAAUGUGAAAAAGACUAAGGAGAUGGUGGUGGACCUGAGGAGGGCCAAGGCACCGGUGACCCCUGUUUCCAUCCAAGGGGUCGCUGUGGACAUCGUGGAGGAUUACAAAUACCUGGGGAUACGAAUGGACAAUAAACUGGACUGGUCAAAGAACACUGAGGCUGUCUACAAGAAGGGUCAGAGCCGUCUCUAUUUCCUGAGGAGACUGAGGUCCUUUAACAUCUGCCGGACGAUGCUGAGGAUGUUCUAUGAGGCUGUGGUGGCCAGUGCUAUUGUGUUUGCUGUUGUGUGCUGGGGCAGCAGGCUGAGGGUAGCAGACACCAACAGAAUCAACAAACUCUUUAGCAAGGCCACUGAUGUUGUGGGGGUGGAACUGGACUCUCUGACGGUGGUGUCUGAAAAGAGGAUGCUGUCCAAGUUGCAUGCCAUCUUGGACAAUGACUCCCAUCCACUCCAUAAUGUACUGGUUAGGCACAGGAGUACAUUCAGCCAGAGACACAUUCCACCGGUAACACCGAGCAUCAUAGGAAGUCAUUCCUGCCUGUGGCCAUCAAACUUUACAACUCCUCCCUCGGAGUGUCAGACACCCUGAGCCAAUAGGCUGGCCCUGGACUUUAUUUCCACUUGGCAUUAUUAACUUAUUAUUUAAUUAUUUAUGGUUUUAUAUUGCUAUAUUUCUUCACUAUUCUUGGUUGGUUCGGCUGUAACAAAACCCAGUUUCCCUUGGGAUCAAUAAAGUAUGUCUGUCUGUC